Molecule: messenger RNA, 5652 nt
Organism: Plectropomus leopardus (leopard coralgrouper)
Lineage: Eukaryota; Metazoa; Chordata; Actinopteri; Perciformes; Serranidae
Source: RefSeq, a predicted model, not a curated record
AACAGCCGACUGGGUGGGCUUAUGUAGGGGGGAAGGGGUCACGGGUCAUCUGGAGGUGGGUUAAAGGUCGUCUGGAGGUGUAUCUCCCAGUGGCAGGAUGGCGGGCGUGAAUGGAGACCGUAAAGGGAAGAAAGAUGACAAUGGGAUCGGCACAGCCAUCGACUUCAUGCUUUCCAACGCCAAGCUGGUGCUGGGAGUGGGAGGGGCAGCCAUGCUCGGCAUUGCGACACUUGCUGUCAAAAGAAUGUAUGACCGUGCCAUAAGCGCUCCCACCAGCCCCACCGGCAUGGAGCCCACAGGAAAGAGAAGCUGGGAGGAGCCGGCCUGGAUGGGCUCGUCGCCUCGAGUACUGAACCAUGACAUGAAGUCCACAGUUAGCAGGUCUCUGCAGUCUCUGCCCACAUCCUCACAUGCGUUUGAACCAGACUGUCUGCGGAGGGCGCUGGGUCGAGCAGCUGUGGGAGGCAGCGGCGCCACUCAGUCAGACCUGCAGCGGGCCCGAAUGCGUCUGUCCCUGCAGGAGCAUCUGUGGGGCUUCUACCAAAAUAAUGUGAACAUCCCGACAGAGGAGCAGGCUCAGGCUCGGAGGGCAGCGCUGGACAUCUGCGCUGAGCUCAGAGUGUUUCUUCACGCCAAACUGCCCGACAUGCCGCUCAGAGAGAUGUACCUGAGCGGCAGUCUGUAUGAUGACCUGCAGGUGGUGACAGCGGACCACGCUCAGCUCAUGGUGCCUCUUAUCUUGGAGAAGAACCUGUGGUCGUCCAUCCCCGGGGAGGACACCAUCAUGAAUGUCCCGGGUUUCUGGCUCGUCCGCAGGGAGAAUUUGGAGUAUUUCCCGCGGAACAGCAGCUACUGGGACCGCUGCAUGGUCGGAGGCUACCUGUCCCCUAAAUCAGUCCUCGAGGUCUUUGACAAGCUAGUGGCGGGCUCCAUCAACUGGCCAGCUAUAGGGAGCGUCCUCGACUACAUCAUUCGUCCUGUGGUUCCCUCAGAGACACUGACUCUGGAGGUGCAGUACGAGACAAACCGUAAACUAUAUGUGGACUUUUUACCGUUACUUGUCAUGGAGGAUGGAACCUCGCUGAUCGCCAAACCGCAUCGACUUGCUGCAGAGCGCCAUGAAAACCUGUGGCGGCAGAGCUUCCGGGUGGCAGAGACGGCGCGACUCAGGGCCCUGGACCAGGAGGACGGGGGCUGCAGAUGCGCAUGCCUGAAGCUGGCGAAGGCCGUGUGCAAGCUCAACCCUGCCCUGAACCGACUCAACGCCAGCCAGCUCACCAACGCCAUCUUGUUGCUGUGCGAAAAAGAAGGCGACUGGACCCAAGACGCGCUGGCCGACCGCUUCCUUCAGCUGCUACGAGCGCUAGUGGGACACCUCGAAGCCGGGAGGCUGCCGUGUGCCCUCAGCCCUAAAGUUAACUUAUUCUGCGAGCUGACUGCGCAGGAAGUGGACGAGCUGGGGUAUACGCUCUACUGCGCCCUCUCAGAUCCCGAGGGGCUGCUGAGAACUGCUGUGGCACAGCCGUCCGAUCCUUGACAACCUCGCAAACAAACGCCACGACGCGGAAACAUGGCAUUGAAAUGUCAUCCAGUGUUUUCUGAGCAAUGGUGACCUCCAGCCAUAAUGAGGUUUCUGGGGAAAAAACAACUGCAUGGAAUCAACCGCUCUCCGGAAACACGCGCCCUCUUCAGUCUUAAAUGCCGUCAGUGAGAAAACGGGAUACACACAGUAGCAGUUACUUCUGUUCAAAGCUGUACGUAAUGUGGUCAUACAAAUACUAUUUUAAUCUCUGAAGAAAACGAAGGCUAAUCGGCGUUCAUGUCGCUCACUGAAGCCAUUGUAUUAAUGAAGUUAAGAGUAAACGUGCUUUAAGGCCUAAUACAUCAGGACUGAGUCUAAACUGAAGGGAAAAACUGAGUCAGAGACACAGUUCGUACGUCUGCAUCAUAUUUGAGCUCUUUUUAAACAGGUUGGAGAGUUUCAUCCCAUGCAGUUAAAUGUUGUCCCCUCUGUUUUGAUUUGGGUCCAAGACUCUGUGUCGAGGAAUAGUGUAAUGUUGAUUGUGUGUAUAACAAACCAAAAGCUAAUAAAUUGUCAGCCUAAAGAGACACGCCAACCGUCUUUUCAUCUUCAAUCUCACAGAGCCGGUGUGUAGGAUUUAGUGGUAUUUGGCAUUGAAGUGACUGAACUGAAACUUGUUUGUGUACCAAGUAUGAUAGAGAACCACAGGAGGCAACGCGAAAACUAACAUGGCCUUAUCAAGAGCCAGUGUGUGGUUUAUCUGAGUUAAUGUAUCAACAACACAGCAGACCCUACGGAAGAGAAAUCGCUCCAUAUGUAAAUGUAAACUGGCUAAAUGGCUAAUUCACAGCAGCUUUUCUAAAAAAAUGCGAUGUAUGUCGCAGCAAAAAUAGCUGUGACGCUGUUUUAGAUUUUGAGCUUAUUAUUGAAGGAAGAUACUGAAGGAACUUCUUUGUUCCUGCAUGAGCUAACUCAACUCACCGAACGCGAGACACUGUGCCAAUAACAUCUCAUCCCAACAGCAAAACUGUCAGAGAAAGACAAAUUUGCAAGGUUGCGCAGAAUUCCUGCCGAUUGGCUGAAUUUGCAUUAAUUGUGACAAUCACAAGAUUACUAAAUCCUGGAGGGACUGAUAAACGGGUCUUUUGAGGACAACAAAAGCAGUCACUUAUUUUCCGAUUAUUUUAAACGAAUAGAAAUAUAGUUACGACUGUUGCCGCUAACUCCUACACACCAGGCCUCUAAAUACUGCUCGUGUUUUGAUAAGAGUUUAGAGUUCAAAUCGAAAGUUUUCUAAGGACUUCAUUAAUACAGUGGCUGCGCUGAAGAUGUAUGCUUUCCAUGUUUGCAGGGAUCUGAGAAAACAAACAUUAGGCUGUGAUUGGAUGUCUGCAGCUUGCAUGUGUUAUCUACCGAAUCUAGAGAUCAAACAGGUGAAUAUACACUGAGUUAUAUGUCGAUGUCUAUUUGUAAUAUUUCAAACUCACCAUUCAACUGUCAAUCAGAUGUAAAGUUUAAUCCACAAAUGGAAUAUGCUAGAAUUUAUGGUUUGUUGGUGAUCAUGAAAUUUAAUCAAUUCAGCACCGGCAUUUUCAUUUUGGCGAGAAUGGAAAAUGUUCCCAUGUGACUGUCUCUAAUACAGAGCUGCUCUUUGUCUGUUAUGACGAAGUUUCUUCUUCUGUCCCACAUGUGUUGCUUUGGGUCACAGGUCUCAUAUGCUUUAUUAUCUCGUUUCUUUUACGACCUGAUCACGGGUUAUUUUGCACUGUCAAAACAUUGGUCAAAAUGUCUCAGGAGGACGUCCUGAAAGUGCUUUAGUCUAGUGGUUUUUGCUUUAAUUUAAAUUCCAGUUUCCUGCGUCAUUACCUUCAAGAUCGGAUGUUUCCAACAGCGGUUGCUAACACAACAGCUCAGUUUUUAAGACAUUUUUUUCUCCCACAACCCACUGCUUUAAACGUGGUACAGAUGUUUGUCAGUUGGUAAAUUAGUCUCAGUAUUAAAGAGAAACUUUGGUAUUUUUCAACCUGAACCCUGCUUUUUUAUGUCUUUGUGUCUAAGUGACACGAGACAACAAUUUUUGACAUUGGUCCAGUAUUGAGAGAUGCUCUAACAGCAAAACAGUAAUGUAAUCUGUAAUGGCAAUUGUGCAGUCAAUUUAUGUCGACUAAAAGUGCUUAUUUUUGCCACUGACAGGCUCAGAUUGUUCUGACAGCUUUAUAGAAAUGAUCAUACGGAGAGAUGAAAAGGUUAUUUACCUUUUGAUGAUUGUUGUUGUCUCACUGAAGGAGAAGCACUGUUCGACUUCUGACUUGAAUGGUGGAAACGUUCAUAAAUUGGAGAAAGGGGUGCCGCGAGGACAUUUUUUUGUGUUAGAAAAGCAUUUCCCAAACCUCCCCUUGAUCACCCGAAGUGCUGCAUGUUUUAGAUCUUCCUGCUGCAACACAGCUGAUUCAAAUGAUCAACUCGUUAUGAACUCCUGAAGCUGGUAGAGAUCUAAAACAUGCAGGACAAGCGGUACCCGAGGAGAGGUUUGGGAAAUGCUGUGGUACAAUACACAUACCGACCUCAUAUAGUAUGAUAGUAUGUAGCCAUUUGGGGCAUGGUGGUACUGUCAGUUUAUGUCCACUAAAAGUGUUUGUUUUUGCCACUGACAGGCUCAGAUGAUUAUUUUAAAUGUCUGACAUUAUGGAAAAGAUCCUGACAGAAAUAGACCUUUUUUGUUUAAGAUUAAAUCAGUUUUGCUUCACCACAGUCCCAAAAUCGAUAUUGCCAAACUCACCAGACUCCAUUAAUAUAAACUGAUUUUAUCAUCAAACACGCCAUUCAAAGUUGACAGAAACAAGAUAAAAUUCACAAAAAUGUACUGGUUGAAAAACCCUUAACUUAUCCACUUAGGUGUGAAAUAUUCUGACUCUACACACGUUUAAAUGACUGUUUAAAUGGAGUCUGGUUGUUCUGGGUAUAGUAAUUUCAGGGCUGUUUUUGGUUGGGGAUCCUUUUCCAAAAUGUCACUUACAAUAACAAUCUGAGCCUAUCAGUGGCAAAACAAGCAAUUUUAGUGAAUUACAUUGAUGGGUGCACAAUUGCAUUAUGGAUUACAAUGCAGCUUGUUUCACAUCUCACUAAAUACCUUACCAAUUUAAAAAAAUGGUUCCAAUAAAUCACUUUGACACAAAACAUGAAAAAGUGGGUUCAGGUUAAAAAAGAAGUUUCCCUUUGACCUCCUGCCUGACUGCAGUUCCAGCAUGGAGCCUGUUACCUCUGUAUUUCAGUAUUUGUGUGUCUGUGUGCACACUUUGUUUUCACAUUAAACCCUGAUUAACUUCUAGGUGCCCAGUCUGUCCAGAAUAGGAAACCAGACGUGGAUUAGUGCAGAAUACUAGGCCAUGUCACGCAGUCCUGACCCUGCGCAGGAAGUGUUUGGCACCACGCUUGUAUAUUAAUAGUUUACAGGUGCUAAUCUCCUCUAGAUGAUGAUCUGAUUGAGCCGGAUCCACUCACAGAUCCUCAGUCGUAUAAAAGCAGCUUUAAUAGCCGAUGUUACUAGUUUCGCCUGCUACUCAUCGCAGGUGACAGUAGGUGGAGUUGCCACAACAAUAGCUGCCAGAGGUGGAGUUUGUCUCUAAAUGACUACCCAAAACAUGUCUAAACUAAUCACACGGUUGCUUUCUGUUCUCACCUUUAGCCUUAGAAUGAAAAAGAAAAUGCAGUGAUAUGGAGCAAGUGUCCCCUCGAUCCUCAGUUUAUGUAUAGUGUACAAUAUGGAGGGAUUUCCGUUGUGCAUUCAGUUCAUAAUCAUAAUCAUCAUCCAGAUAAUAAUGGAGAAACAGGUGAAUAUUUUUGUAUUUAUUGUACAUUUGUAACCAAAAAAAAUAUUUAUUUGCAUUCAAUUCAACAUGUAAAGUACCACUUCCCGUGCUUCAUGAAGUGCUUUGUUCUGGAUGUACUGAUAGAAAUGAAUCCACAGAGGAUCUUUGUUUGCAUAUGAAGCGUCUUCCUUUGCAGACCUGGUUCAUGCUGAAGGGAAGGGAGUCACUGUGCCACAUUUGUAACGUUAUUGUGAAACAAAUAACCCAAAGUAGAUCACUACCUCUACCUUGUGGAGUUCAUACUAGCCAUAUGCUUCGUUG